AUGGCCGCGCCCAUGAAAACGCAACCAAGGAAGUGCUUGUGCAAUUAGGAUUUGUUAAACCUUUCAUCAUGCUUCUUGUCAAAAGCAAAGAACAUCUCUGAUGGUUAGGUCGAGUAAGCAUCUGAUGAUAUUCAUAUAUACAGUCCGAUAGGGAGAAUUAUGGCUGCCUAAACAGUGUUCAAUGUAUCAACAACUGGUAAGGCGCCUGAUAUCCCAAGUAACACUGACAUGUAAACAAAGCUUGCAUGUAAAAUCAAGAACAUUCCACCGUCCUAAGCGAGCAGGAAAUCUAAAGACCAUGAAGCUUGACACUCCACAGUUUCAUGGCCUCUUCAAUCCGGAGCUGAGGCAGCUCAUUAAGUACUUUGAGACGUAUAAGUAUGAGCUGCGUAUAGCUGGGGGUGCCGUGAGGGACCUGCUCCUGGGCAAUGACCCACAUGAUAUAGACUUUGCCACCACCGCCACACCAGACGAAAUGAAGGCACUGUUUGAGAGGGAGAAUGUUCGCAUGAUCAACAACAAGGGAGAGAAGCAUGGGACGAUCACAGCCAGGAUUAACGACAAAGAAAACUUUGAGGUGACAACUCUUCGAAUUGAUGUGGUGACCGAUGGCCGCCAUGCAGAAGUGGAAUUCACAACCGACUGGCAGUUGGAUGCAAACAGGCGGGAUCUCACCAUUAAUGCCAUGUUUCUAGGAUUUGAUGGGACGCUGUAUGACUACUUCAGUGGGAUGGAGGAUCUGGAACAGCGACGUGUGCACUUUGUGGGCAAUGCUGCUGAGAGGAUGCAAGAAGAUUACCUCCGAAUUCUCCGCUACUUUAGGUUCUAUGGACGUAUUGCUACGGGGCCCAAUCUCCACGAGCCUCAGACAUUGGACUCCAUCAGGCAGAAUGCAGGUGGCCUUGCUGGAAUAUCUGGCGAGCGUCUGUGGGUUGAGGUUAAGAAAAUCAUGACUGGGAAUUAUGCCGGCCCUAUUGUCCAGACCAUGACAGAGCUUGGUGUUGGUACUUUUAUUGGACUACCAGAGAAGCCUGACGUGCAGCACUUCCUCCAAGUGUGUGCACGGACAGAAGGGUUGUCUCCCUUGCCCAUGACGAGAUUGUCGGCACUACUGUCUGGGGAGAGUGAGAUGUAUGAGUUACACAAGAGGAUGAAGCUGUCAACCGAGGAGCUGAAGCUGGGUCUGUUUAUCAUACAACACCGUGACGACGAUGUUGGUGAUUCUGUGUCGAGAUACUGCCAGGACCUGAUCAUAGACACUGUUGGCCGGGAGCCCAAGGUGAAGGACAGGAUUAUACAACUCCUGGUGUAUAAAGGUGAGGGGACACAAGCAGACGAGUUUGUGAGCUGGUCCCCACCUAAGUUCCCGGUGACAGGUCAUGACCUUUUCGCUCACAACGUUCCCAAGGGACCAGUGUUUGCCAAAACCCUCAAUGAGCUCCGACAAAUCUGGAAGAAAAGCAACUGUCUGAUGUCGAAGGAGGAACUCAUUGAUAAAAUAGAUGAAGUAGUGAAACAGAAGUCUUGAUGAAGUCUUGGUUGGGAGAUGUGGGAGGUUGUCUUCUCCAAUCAGAAGAUCCGUAGUUCGGAUCCCAGAAAGGCAUGGACCAUUGUAAAACAAGUGUGACUCUGUGGUGAAAUCUGAUUGGUUGUAAACGUUAUGGAAUGGGAAAGCUUGACUUCUCACUGAAGAUGAAUACAUUUCCUGUCUUGUAUGAUGUCAUUCAUGGCAUGUCAUGACAUCAUGUGGUUCGAGUCUCAGGUCCCUCAGCCUACAUUUGCUGUGAUAAUAAUCCUUCAUUUGUCAGCACUAAACCCAUGUCUGUGGGUUCCACCUAAAUAAUGAACUUUGUGAUGUUACCAUUUACCUUUUCAAAUAGUUAAACCCAAUUCAUUUACUAUGGGAAAUAAACUCAUCACACUGGAUUUUCUAGUUUGUUUACCAGGGAGAACUGGUAUUCAAUCUCUGUAUUUCAAAUGGAAACAUAAUCUACAUGAAGUUUCUUUAAAGCUUGCUUCACUUGUCUUCAAGUGAAAAAUAGGAAUGGGUGCCAUCCCUCCUUCCUCAAAAGCCAUGAGAGAUAUUUUUACCAAACUUGGCACAUAGAUCGGUCUAGUGGUGAACUGGUGCUUUUUAAUAGUUUUGGAUGUUUGAAAAGAUUAUUUUUUAAGUUUUAAUGGCAACGGCUCUGAGAUAGACUGAAAAUGGCGGUUGUGCUAGUUUCCGGAGCAGAUCUUGAAUACUGUACAAUAUAUCUUGUCUGGCACACAACCGGACAUGUCAUCUUGGAGUGGGGUAUGAGUGUUUCAUGCUUGUUGUAUUUAAUAAAAUUGGUUCAUGUUUGUAUUAUUACGGCUGUGAUACAGAUGCAUACUUUGUAUACCUCAGAGAGACCCUUGGUAUCAGAAUUAGUCCCCAGGUAAAAGAAUUCUCAUACUAACCUACAAUCAUGAGGGGGUGUCAAUAAGCUUUGAUCCUCGUAUACAUAGAACUAAAAUAUUGUCAUAAUCUUUAAUAAAUUUGUUCCAUCUC
Molecule: messenger RNA, 2533 nt
Organism: Haliotis rufescens (red abalone)
Lineage: Eukaryota; Metazoa; Mollusca; Gastropoda; Lepetellida; Haliotidae
Product: CCA tRNA nucleotidyltransferase 1, mitochondrial-like
Exons: 8
Coding region: 182-1528 (448 amino acids)
Biological process (GO): RNA processing
Molecular function (GO): RNA binding; nucleotidyltransferase activity
Source: RefSeq, a predicted model, not a curated record